GAGAAUUAGUAUUCCAGUGUGGUACAGCAUGACAAAAGAAACUUUCAUAUGGCUUUGAAUUUUUAACUUUCAACAUCCAAAUUCUAAGGAUAUUACAGCCUAACAUAGCUUCAUAGCUAUUUAUGUUAAAUGUUAAACUUUUAUCAUUUAUUUCAUUUAAAGGUAAUAUGAACAAUGCAUUUUUUAUCUGCCCUUUUUUUAACAAGAUGUGGUUAGUUUCUAAGCAACCAUGCUGAGAAGAAGAUAAAAAAACUUCACUAAAGAAGAAAGAAACAAAAAAGUAGAUGUCAGCAUUUAGUCAUUGCUAGCAAGUAGCCUGCCAGUUAAUGUUACUUCAGAGAUGGACUUUAGUUUAUGACGUCUUCACAAAGUACAAAGUGCUUGUAAUUUGUCCGGUAUGGUACAUUUAUACUUUACAUAAUUAAAGAAAGCCGCCACCCAGACUUGUAGAUGACAAUAAAUUAAGAGACUGUAAGAACAGCCACCAAGGAGAGCAGAUCACAGGUCACAUUCUUUUAACAUCCCAUUGUCUUCUUCCUGAAAAAGUCUGUGCUACCAGCAUCCAGCCAUCAUGGAUAAAAAGGAAAUGACAAAACUGGAGGAAUAUUUCAUGAGGAUUGGAUUCAAGGAACCAUAUGAUAAGCCUGACUUGAAAACGUUGAUCCAACUGCAGGAACACUUCAUCAGAAGUGUUCCUUUUGAAAACCUUGACAUUUUCUGUGGAGAGCAAAUAGUUUUAGACUUUGAUGCCAUCUUUAACAAAAUAGUCAGGUGCAAGCGAGGGGGGUGGUGUUGUGAAAACAAUCAGUUAUUUUCUUGGGCAUUAAAGGAGCUGGGAUAUAACAUCAUCAACUUGGGGGCAAGGUCUUUUAAUAAUAAGAAGAAUGAUUAUAACCCAUUUGUGUCACAUUUCAUUACAAAAGUGAUAAUAGAUGGAAAGUCGUUUUUGGCAGAUGUUGGUUACGGUGUGUCUGGUCAAACCUGGCAGCCUCUUGAACUUAUAUUAGACAAGAAGCAGCCUCAGGGCCCAGGUGACUACCAGUUCAUAGAAGAAAAAGGAAUGUGGCACUUAGUAAAGUUUGUAAGAAAGAUUGAUAUUCCAAAUGAAGCUUUUGCAAAGUCUCCAUUGCUUAGUACAAAUCCUUGCAGGAGAUUAUACUGUUUUAACAUGGAGCCACGUGAAAUUAAUAGCUUCAAGGAAAUAUGUUACUACCUGCAGACCUCCCCUGACUCUCAAUUAAAUGGGAAGGCAAUCUGUACCUUACAAACACCAACAGGGGUCCGUGCUGUGAUUGGUAAGACUUAUAGUGAGGUCACCUACAGCUACCAAGAUGGAGCUGAUCUUUAUGAUAUGUCAACAGUAGCUGAGGAGGAGAUGGAGAAAAUGUUCAAAGAGAAAUUUGGAAUUGACUUGAAAGGCAAAUUUGUGCCUCAAAACACAAGCUAUUACACUUUAUAGAGGACAGAAAUCAGUCAUUUUAGCAGGAACACUCAGACUGUUGGUGCAUAAUGACAUUUGGCUGCGCAUCAAGUCUAUCAGAGCCAAAUCGAGUUACUAGUUAAUAUGUAUUUACUCAACUGGCAUAGACAAGAGAAAGCAGUUUAAAAUAAAGAUUAUAACUCAAACAUUCUUCAGCUAUUUCUUACCUGCUUCUAUUCACAAUUCCAUUCCCUUUUUUUUGCAAGUUUACCUUCCAGUUUGCAUUGUUUGUAGAAUGCAAACUACUCUUUAAUUUUUAAAUAAGAUAUUUCAUUGAUUUUUAAACAAUAAACUUAUUCAAAACAUUUUCAGACCCCUUCACUUUUUUUACACUUUGAUAUGUUGCAGGCGUAUGCACUAAAAUUGUUUAAAUUUGCCUUUGCCUUUUAAUUAACAUCACUCAGUACCUUAAAAUGAGAAAUUGGAAACAGGAUUUUAUAAAUCUUUGCAAAUGUAUUUAAAAUAAAACAUUUCGGUAUCAUAUUGACAUGAAUAUUCAGACCUUUACUUGAUACUUCAUUGAUACACCUUUGGCAGGGACUCCAGCCUGGAGUCUUCUUGGGUAUGACCCAACAAGCUUUGUGCACCUGGAUUUGGGUAUUUUCUGCCAUUCUUCUCUGCAGAUCCUCUCGGGCUUUGUCAAAUUGAAUGGAGACUUUCAGGUCUCUUCAGAGAUAUUUGAUUGAGUGCAGGUUGGCCCUGGUUGGGCAACUCAAAGACCUUCCUGAAGUUACCCCUAAGCUACUCCAGUGGUGUUUUUGCUUUGUGCUUAGGGUCAUUGUCCUGUUAGAAGGUUAACCUUCAGCCCAGUCGGAGGUCCAGAGCAUUCUGGACCAUGUUUUCAUUAAGGAUAUCUCUUUAUUUUGCUCUGUUCAGCUUUUCCUCAACCCUGACUAAUACCUGCUAGUGAAAAACAACCUAAAGUAAGAUGUUGUCACCACCAUCCUUCAUCAUUGGAAUGGCAUGCGUAGAAUUCACACUAAAACAUGGCGUGCGGACAAAAGUGGAAAUGUGUGUACGCACAAAAAAAUCCAG
Polypterus senegalus (gray bichir) is the source of this 2515-nucleotide messenger RNA. Its product is annotated as arylamine N-acetyltransferase, pineal gland isozyme NAT-10-like. The transcript is spliced from 3 exons. Bases 572 to 1459 code for a protein of 295 amino acids. The record is from RefSeq and is a predicted model, not a curated record. NCBI's taxonomy places the organism in Eukaryota, Metazoa, Chordata, Cladistia, Polypteriformes, Polypteridae. Gene Ontology annotation, molecular function: acetyltransferase activity.